Molecule: messenger RNA, 1039 nt
Organism: Rattus rattus (black rat)
Lineage: Eukaryota; Metazoa; Chordata; Mammalia; Rodentia; Muridae
Gene: Pycr3
Product: pyrroline-5-carboxylate reductase 3
Exons: 6
Coding region: 65-889 (274 amino acids)
Biological process (GO): L-proline biosynthetic process
Molecular function (GO): pyrroline-5-carboxylate reductase activity
Source: RefSeq, a predicted model, not a curated record
CAAUGCAGCUCUAGUGGGCGGGGCCCGCUGCGGCAAGGGCGAGAGAAGGCCAGCUCGGAACAGGAUGGCGGAUGAGACGCCUGAACCUCGGCGUGUGGGCUUCGUAGGUGCUGGUCGCAUGGCGGAAGCCAUUGCCCAAGGCCUCAUCCGAGCAGGCAAAGUAGAAGCAAAGCAAGUGCUGGCCAGUGCACCAACAGACAAGAACCUCUGCCACUUCAGGGCUCUGGGUUGCCAGACUACUCACUCCAACCACGAGGUGCUGCAAAACUGCCCACUCGUCAUCUUUGCCACCAAACCCCAAGUCCUGCCAGCCGUUCUGGCAGAAGUGGCCCCUGUUGUCACCACUGAGCACAUCAUUGUAUCCGUGGCUGCUGGGAUCUCUCUGAGCUCUAUGGAGGAGCUGUUACCCCCAAAAACACGAGUACUGCGAGUCUCUCCCAAUCUACCCUGCGUAGUUCAGGAGGGGGCUAUGGUGAUGACACGAGGCCACCAUGCUGGGAAUGAAGACGCCAAGCUCCUACAGAACUUGCUGGAAGCUUGUGGGCAGUGCAUAGAGGUUCCUGAGUCCUACGUCGAUAUCCACACUGGCCUCAGCGGCAGUGGUGUGGCCUUUGUGUGUACAUUUUCGGAGGCCCUGGCUGAAGGCGCCAUCAAGAUGGGCAUGCCCAGUGACCUGGCCCACCGCAUUGCUGCUCAGACCCUGCUGGGGACAGCCAAAAUGCUGCAGCAGGAAGGGAAGCACCCAGCCCAGCUGCGGACUGAUGUGCUCACACCAGCUGGAACCACCAUCCACGGGCUUCAUGCCCUAGAGCAGGGCGGUUUUCGAGCAGCUGCCAUGAGUGCUGUGGAAGCAGCUACCUGCCGGGCUAAAGAGCUCAGCAAGAAGUAAGGCAAGGCCUCAGACGAGACUACAGGCUCCUUGCCCAUCUGCAGGCUCUGUGGUGAGAAUAGCCCUGCGUGGGUGUUGUAUUGGGCGGUCCUCUGAGCCUAACGGCCAUAGUCUUCAUCUGAGAAGCUGUGAUUACCCGUAAGAUACCAU